Molecule: messenger RNA, 3374 nt
Organism: Amblyraja radiata (thorny skate)
Lineage: Eukaryota; Metazoa; Chordata; Chondrichthyes; Rajiformes; Rajidae
Exons: 10
Coding region: 285-3374 (1029 amino acids)
Source: RefSeq, a predicted model, not a curated record
UGCCAUCCACUUUACCUUUAAAAUGUUUAUAGAAAAGUGAAAGAACUUGAUGAAAAUAUUUUUCUUUUUACAACCUGCUUUGUGAUCUAACAGUACCUUAAUUGUUAGUUUUAUAAUUAACCCAUUAGAAUUUGGUUCUCAUAUUAUUGUAGAGAAUGGAUAAUAUGGUAGAUAAUUGAGUUUAUAAUCAGACGUAUUCCUCUGGUUCGUAUCCAAAGGAACGAUCAAGAAUUAAGUUAUUCUAUCCUUUUAUAAUGUGUCACCAAUAGGUGGUGCAAUUACUGAUGCAACAUGGAGCUGAUCCCUAUGAAAAGAAUAAUUUUGGCAACUGCGCAAUGGAUUUAGCUGUGGGUGACGACAUGAAGAGUUUAAUCAAAAUCCAUCCACAAAGGAGAAAAGUUACAGUCAAAGUUGGAGGUAACCAAAAGCUUAUAAGAAACAUGGCUUUAAAAAAUACAGUGGACAAUAAGAAGCUUGAGGUUCGCAAGAAUGAUAAAAUGGCUACUAGGAGUGGUCAUGUUCUUGACAUAUCAGCAUCCCUUAAGAGAAAAACAGAAAGUACCCAUCAAUCCAAAAGUGAUGUACAACCCAACAAAAAGACUCAAAGCACAGGGACUAAGUGCAAUAUAAAUGAAAAUCAGCCAAAGCAUAUUGAUGUGGAGCAACCCCAGGGAAAACCUGUAACUCAUGACAUGGUGGAGACACGGGCCCAGUUUGCUACUCAUUCUGGACAAGAAAUCACACAAUCCGACUUUUUUGGAAUUCAGAGCAAAUCUGCCUCUACAACUGUGAACGAGGCUGUGACCAAGCCUGCUGUUAGCAGUGUCAGUUUACAGCAUUCUGUAGUCAUUGGUAAUACAACUGUACCUCAAACAUCGCUGAUACAGGCUGCAAAAUCUAGAAAUUCAAUUAGCGACUUUACUGUCAAAACUGAAGACAAUUCAGUUACAUUCAAAUAUUGCCAAAGUGUUUUGUUCAUCUGUCACACUAAAGGAAGCAACAUCGAGAGGCUGGUUUGCAAGGAUGAUAAAAUGGCUACUAUGAGUAGUCAUGUUCUUGACAUAUCAGCAUCCCAUAAGAAAGAAACAGAAAGCACCCAUCAAGCCAAAAGUGAUGUUCAACCCAAGAAAAAGACUCAAAGCACAGGGACUAAGCGCAAUAUAAAUAAAAAUCAGCCAAAGAAUAUUGAUGUGGACCAACCCCAGAGAAGACUGGGGCCCAGGAGCCGUUGGAGCAAGAGGAGGAGUUUCCGGGCGGUUUGCAAGAAUGAUAAAACGGCAAUUGUGAGUAGACAAAAUCUUGGCACAGCAGAAUCCGUCAAGAGAAAAACAGAAAGCACCCAUCAAGCCCAAAGUGAUGCACAACCCAACAAAAAGACGCAAAGCACAGGAACUAAGCGCAAUGUAAAUAAAAAUCAGCCAAAGCAUAUUGAUGUGGAGCAACCCCAGGGAAAACAUGUAACUCAUGACAUGGUAGAGUCACAGGCCCAGUUUGCUACUCAUUCUGGACAGGAAUUCGCACAAUCUGACUAUUUUGAAAUUCAGACCAAAUCUGCCUCUACAACUGUGAAUGAGGCUGUGACCAAACCUGCUGGUAGCAAUGUCAGUUUACAGGAUCCUGUAGUCAUUGGUAAUACAAAUGUACCUCAAACAUCGCAGAGACUGUCUACAAGAUCUAGAAAUUCAAUUAGCCGGUUUACUGAGGAGAAUUCAGCUCCAUUCAAACAAUGCCAGAGUGUUUUGCCUAUCUCUCACGCUGAAGGAAGCAACAUCGAGAGGCUGGUUUGCAAGAAUGAUAAAAUGGCUACUAUGAGUAGUCAUGUUCUUGACAUAUCAGCAUCCCUUAAGAGAAAAACAGAGAGCACCCAUCAAUCCAAAAGUGAUGUACAACCCAAGAAAAAGACUCAAAGCACAGGGACUAAGCGCAAUAUAAAUAAAAAUCAGCCAAAGAAUAUUGAUGUGGAGCAACCCCAGAGAAGACUGGGGCCCAGGAGCCGUUGGAGCAAGAGGAGGAGUUUCCGGGCGGUUUGCAAGAAUGAUAAAACGGCAAUUGUGAGUAGACAAAAUCUUGGCACAGCAGAAUCCGUCAAGAGAAAAACAGAAAGCACCCAUCAAGCCCAAAGUGAUGCACAACCCAACAAAAAGACUCAAACCACAGGGACUAAGCGCAAUGUAAAUAAAAAUCAGCCAAAGCAUAUUGAUGUGGAGCAACCCCAAGGAAAACCUGUAACUCAUGACAUGGUGGAGUCACAGGCCCAGUUUGCUACUCAUUCUGGACAAGAAAUCGCACAAUCUGACUUUUUUGAAAUUCAGACCAAAUCUGCCUCUACAACUGUGAACGAGGUUGUGCCCAAGCCUGCUGGUAGCAAUGUCAGUUUACAGGAUCCUGUAGUCAUUGGUAAUACAACUGUACCUCAAACAUCGCAGAGACUGUCUACAAGAUCUAGAAAUACAAUUAUCAGGUUUACUGAGGAGAAUUCAGCUACAUUCAAACAAUGCCACAGUGUUUUGCCUAUCUCUCACGCUGAAGGAAGCAACAUCGAGAGGCUGGUUUGCAAGAAUGAUAAAAUGGCUACUAUGAGUAGUCAUGUUCUUGACAUAUCAGCAUCCCUUAAGAGAAAAACAGAAAGCACCCAUCAAGCCAAAAGUGGUGCACAACCCAAGAAAAAGACUCAAAGCACAGGGACUAAGCGCAAUAUAAAUAAAAAUCAGCCAAAGAAUAUUGAUGUGGAGCAACCCCAGAGAAGACCUAAAACUCUUGACAUGGUGGAGUUACAGGCUCAGUUUGCUACUCAUUCUGGACAAGAAAUCACACAAUCCAACUCUUUUGAAAUUCAGAGCAAAUCUGCCUCGACAACUGUGAACGAGAUUGUGACCAAACCUGCCAGCGUUGGUUUUCAGAAUCCUGUAGUCAUUGGGAAUACAACUGUACCUCAAACAUCGCUGAAACAGUCUGGAAGAACUAGAAAUUCAUUUAGUGGGUUUACUGUCCAAGCUGAGGACAAUUCAGCUAGAUCCAAACAAUGCCAAAGUGUUUUGCCUACCUCUCACCCUGAAGGAAGCAACAUCGAGGGGCUGGUUUGCAAGAAUGAUAAAACGGCAAUUGUGAGUAGACAAAAUCUUGGCAGAGCAGAAUCCGUCAAGAGAAAAGCAGAAAGCACCCAUCAAGCUAAAAGUGAUGCACAACCCAACAAAAAGACUCAAAGCACAGGGACUAAGCGCAAUGUAAAUAAAAAUCAGCCAAAGCAUAUUGAUGUGGAGCAACCCCAGGGAAAACCUGUAACUCGUGACAUGGUGGAGUCACAGGCCCAGUUUGCUACUCAUUCUGUGAACGAGGCUGUGACCAAACCUGCUGAGACUGUCUACAAGAUCUAG